AUGGAUGCCAAGGAGGAACAAAGCGAUGUCGAAAGAAUGGGUACUUAUGAACGGGAGAGAGGGUCCUAUCAUACGUAUCAAAACGGGCAACUUCAACGGGGCCUGAAGGAACGACAUGUUCAAUUCAUUGCUCUAGGAGGUACUAUCGGUACGGGUUUAUUCCUAGGCAUUGGCAGUGCGUUAUCUACCUCGGGUCCAUUAUCCCUGUUUCUGGGCUACCUGUUCACUAGCAUUGCAAUUUGGGCUAUGCCCGCAGCGUGGAUAUCGAUCAUCCUAGUAGUGAUAAUCAUCCUCAACAUCGUUGCUGUCUCGAUCUAUGGAGAGGCCGAAUUUGCCUUUGCCAGUAUCAAGAUCAUCACGAUCAUAGGCCUCCUCAUUCUGGCCGUGGUCAUUGACCUGGGCGGAGCCCCGACGCAUGACCGUCUGGGAUUUCGAUACUGGCAUCAUCCCGGAUCCAUGCGAGAAUACAUCGGCCAAGGCUCUACUGCUCGCUUUCUCGGCUUCUUUAAUACCUUGAUCAACGCCGCGUUUGCAUUUGGUGGAGUCGAGCAAGUCGCGGUGGCAGCUGGGGAGACAAAAAACCCAACGCGCAAUAUUCCAAAGGCAAUUCGUCGUGUGUUUUGGCGUCUGCUGUUCUUCUACGCCUUAGGUUCUCUUGCGGUGGGAGUUUUAGUCCCGUACGAUGAUAGUCAUCUUCUGUAUGGCAGCAGCAAUACAGCCAAGUCACCGUGGAUAAUUGCUGUUUCAAAUGCCGGCAUCCCAGUCCUGCCUCACAUAUUAAACGCCGUUAUGAUCACUUCAGCUGCAUCGUCUGCAAACGCUAAUUUAUACACUGGUUCACGAUAUCUCUUCGCUCUAGCGCAGCAAGGCCAGGCUCCCAACUUUCUGCUGAAAUGCACAAAGCACGGCGUACCAAUCUAUUGUGUUGGAAUUACCAGCGCCGUUGGGCUUUUGUCUUAUAUGGCCGUCUCAUCUGGCGGGGAAAGCGUGUUCCAUUGGUUCUCAUGCCUAACCACCAUCGCCUAUUUACUCACCUGGUCUGCCAUAUGUUAUGCCUACACUCGUUUCCGACGAGCUCUGAAAGAUGCCAAUAUUCCCUCGAAUGCAUUACCCUUCAGGGCACUUGGCCAGCAAUAUGCAGCUUGGGGUGCGAUGGGGUUUUUUGUCAUCAUUCUACUCUUCAAUGGCUUUGGAGUUUUUAUCCAUGGUAAUUGGAACUCACAAGACUUCGUUUCGGCGUAUGUCGGUCUUCCAAUUUUUGGAGUGCUUUACGGUGGCUAUAAGAUUGUCACGAGAUCGAAGAUGGUCCCCAUCUCUCAAAUAGACCUUGUUACUGGUCAAAUUCGUGGGAGUCUCAAUUAG
Messenger RNA from Talaromyces atroroseus, 1362 nucleotides. RefSeq lists its product as hypothetical. Gene Ontology annotation, biological process: amino acid transmembrane transport. The transcript has 4 exons. Gene Ontology annotation, molecular function: amino acid transmembrane transporter activity. NCBI's taxonomy places the organism in Eukaryota, Fungi, Ascomycota, Eurotiomycetes, Eurotiales, Trichocomaceae. The coding region runs from base 1 to 1362 and encodes 453 amino acids. The record is from RefSeq and is a predicted model, not a curated record. Gene Ontology annotation, cellular component: membrane.